CCUUCUCCGCACGCGCAAUCCCUCUAGUUCUGAGUGUGCUAGCGCGCGUCUUUGUUACGGCACACACAAUACGUUGUACAUGCGCACAGGCACUGUCGAUGAACGAAUGUAGUUUUUGCACUGCGCGUGGUAGAUUUGGUACCUAGUCGGUUGAUUAGAAAUCGUCUUCAUAUCAAGCUUAAUUUGCGGUCAAUUCAGCUGGAACUUGACCUGCAUUGAACUUGUGAGUGUUAUAUGUCAUCUGCUGGGGAAAUGUUAAAAAGAAUACAGUUAGAAAGCCGAGGCAGACAGCCAGAGCAGAUUGAAGAUUUGAUUUUGGAUAAUUGUCGCAGCGCUGGUGAACCAGAAGGACUGACAGAUGAAUUCACAUCCUUAAAAAAACUUUCCAUGAUAAACACUGGCAUAACUUCAUUAAAAGGAUUCCCAGCUUUACCUGCUUUAAAGAAGUUGGAAUUAAGCGACAAUCGUAUUUCUGGAUCUCUUGCCUGUCUCAAAGGUUGCACAUCUCUUACACAUUUAAACCUUAGCGGGAACAAAAUAAAGACAAUUGAGGCACUCCAACCACUGUCUGAGCUUCCACUGCUGACUUUACUGGAUCUCUUUAACUGUGAAGUUACUAAGUUUCCUCGCUACAGAGAAAAUGUCUUUGCACUUCUGCCGAACUUGAAAUAUUUGGAUGGUUUUGAUGCGAACGACACAGAAGCUGUUGAUUCUGAUGAUGAAGAAGGUUCGGGUGAUGAAGAAGAAAACGGAAUCGACGGGAACCAUGUUGAAAAUGGGGAGGAAGAGGACGAUGAAGAUGACGAGGAUCAGGAAGAUGGAGAGGAAGAUGAUGAUGAAGAAGAUGGGGUUCCUGUUAACGAGGAUUCAAGGAAUUCUGUGGAGGAUGAAAGUGAUGCGGGAUCGGAUGAAGAAGAAGAGGAAGUUGGUCUCGCUUACCUAGAUGGUGAUGAUAUUGAAGAUGAAGAUGAUGAUGGGGAUUAUGAUGGGGAGGAAGAAGAGGAGGAAGAAGAAGAUGAUGAUAUUGAUGAGGAGGAACAAGGAGCAGGUGAGAGCUCCCGAGGAGUAAAAAGGAAACAUGAGGAGGAGGAGGAGGAGGGAGGAGAAAAUGAGUGAUAACCACUCACUAGUUCAUGUUUCCUACACAAGGAACUUACGCCACAAGCCCUGUCGAAAAAAACAAUAAUUUCGUUACCCGAUGUAAAUGUACUUCUUGUCAAUUCUCCAGAGCCGUAGAUGCCACACUUUAUCCACAUACUGCGCCACAAGUUGCAGAACUUGUUUAUUUUCUGUUGUCUCGUUCUUAUUCAUGUCAUUGCUUCUGGUGUUGUUAUGACACAACUUUUCGACCGCCAGACAAUCUUUGAGUUUAGAAAUAAGCAACAAAAGUAAAUUAAAGCGACAGUUUUUUUACAAAUUAGGUUCCGAAAAUAGUUAAAUGUCCGAAUGUGUUCAUUCCAUUGUGCAGCACUAAACUUAUUGACAGGCAACACUGCGUUUUUUACAUCUUUCUAAUGUUGGCAAUGCUUCGUUCAAGCGUGUCUCUCUUUUACAUUUUGUCAACAAUUUUUAUAAUACUGAGGAAAAUAAAUGAAGGCGCCCACAAAUU
Molecule: messenger RNA, 1609 nt
Organism: Ciona intestinalis (vase tunicate)
Lineage: Eukaryota; Metazoa; Chordata; Ascidiacea; Phlebobranchia; Cionidae
Product: acidic leucine-rich nuclear phosphoprotein 32 family member B
Biological process (GO): regulation of apoptotic process
Cellular component (GO): nucleus
Molecular function (GO): histone binding
Source: RefSeq, a predicted model, not a curated record